AAUAAAACUUCUUAUUUUCUUGUCCGGCAAACAUCAUUUUCUUUCGAAACAAAAACAAACCGAAGUACCCCAAAUAAAAAACCCAAGCUGGGGUUUUUUUGUCCUCCCAGUAAAUUAUUGCAGUACAGUCAUAGUCAGUUUACAGCAAAAUUCAAAAACAGACAAUCUAUGCUCCCCUAAAAGCUUGAGUAUUUAUGACACUCAAAAACCCGAAUACCUAAAUCUUCAGAAAGGAGAGAAAAUCUCACAAAUGUCUGAAUUUCUGAACUGACCCGUUGAUCCCCAUCCGAAAAACUAUCAAACCCAAUUACAGUAGUUCAAAUUGUUUUGGGGUUUAAGUCCUUGUAUAGAUAUACCAAGUCGUUGUGCUUCUUGUUUAUAUAAGUGCGUUUGAACAGACACACUUAAAGCAGGCGCUGCUGCUCGUGAGCUCGCUCAGCUUCAGGAAUCAACAAUGGGUCGUUCUCGUGGAAACUUUCAUUCUGAUGAGGACCCCACUCAAAGAUCAAGGAGAAAAAAGAAUGCAUCCACUGGAGAAAACUUAGAAUCUUCAGUAGCAGGUCAGGGAAUAAGUGAAGGGAAAAGGGCUUACCACUGCAAUUAUUGCAACAAAGACAUUACGGGGAAGAUCCGAAUCAAGUGUUGUAUGUGCCCUGAUUUUGACCUAUGUAUAGAGUGUUUUUCUGUUGGAGCUGAGUUGACAUCUCAUAAAAGCAAUCACUCUUACAGGGUUAUGGACAAUUUAUCUUUCCCGCUUAUUUGCCCAGACUGGAAUGCAGAUGAUGAAAUACUGCUUCUGGAGGCAACUGAGAUGUAUGGAUUGGGGAACUGGGCUGAAGUUGCUGAGCAUGUUGGGACAAAGAGUAAAGAACAAUGUAUAGAACACUACACAAAUGUUUAUUUGAACUCGCAACGCUUUCCUAUUCCGGACAUGUCUCAUGUAGAAGGAAAAAAUAGAAAGGAGCUUCUUGCUAUGGCUAAAGGGCAUGGAGAGGACAAGAAAGGAUUUCCUCUGCUGGGGGAUCAUAGUUUGAAGGAGGAAUCUCCAUUUUCUCCUUCAAGAACCAAAGCGGAAGAUAUGCACAAAGGUGGCCAUUCUAGCCGUUUACUGUCUAGCAUCAAUACUGAUGCAGAAUCUGGACUUCGCUCUAGUGGUGCAAGUGUGGCAGCAGCAGCUGGUAACAAGAAGCCAUCCAACAUGGCCCAGGUUAAAGAUGGUCCUGGUGUCAUUAAAGUGGAAGAACCUCAAGCAGAUAGAAAAGGGAAGAAACCAAGUUCUUUGGGGAGUUCGGGCCCUUCUUUAGUCGAGUCGAGUGGUUAUAACGUCAAAAGGCAGGAGUUCGAUCCUGAAUAUGAUAACGAUUCCGAGCAGCUAUUGGCUGACAUGGAAUUUAAGGAUACUGACACUGAAGAUGAGCGUGAUCUGAAGUUAAGAGUGUUGCGAAUCUAUUCAAAAAGACUUGAUGAGAGGAAGCGUAGAAAGGAUUUCAUACUAGGAAGAAAUUUAUUAUAUCCUAAUCCUUUUGAGAAGGACCUAUUGCCUGAAGAAAGGGCGAUAUGUCGACGUUAUGAUGUCUUCAUGUGCUUCCAUUCCAAGGAAGAGCAUGAAGAAUUACUUCAGACUGUUAUUGCGGAGCAUCGGACUAUGAAAAGAAUUCAAGAACUUAAGGAAGCCCGAGCUGCUGGUUGCCGUACAUCGGCCGAGGCAGAUAGAUAUCUUGAGCAUAAACGGAAAAAGGAUGCUGAAGAAAAUGCUCGCAGAGCAAAGGAAAGUGGGCAAGUUGGUCCGAGCAGUCAGGGAGGUCCAAAUUUGUUCAUGUCCUCAGAGUCUGUUGACAAGGACUCAAACUCAAGGCCAGCUGGACAGGCUACUUCAAGCUCUGCCAGUGAUAUGGAUAUAAUGGGAUUUUAUGGAUCGGAUUUACUGUCUGAAGCUGAGAAACGUCUCUGCAGCGAGAUUAGGUUACCACCACCCGUUUUCCUCAAGAUGCAAGAAGUUAUUUCAAUUGAAAUCUUCAGCGGCAAUGCCAGUAAAAAAUCAGAUGUCCAUCACUUGUUCAAGAUUGAACCUAGUAAAAUCGACAGGGUUUAUGACAUGCUUGUGAAAAAGGGGAUCACGCAGCCUUGAUAGUAGAUACCAUUUUAGGCUUCAUGUUGUUUUUGUUGUACAUUGUUUGGAUUUGUAUCAGUUUUGUUCCAGAGAAAUAACAAAAUUGCAAAUGCUGCUGCUA
Prunus mume (Japanese apricot) is the source of this 2231-nucleotide messenger RNA. It is a transcript of the gene ADA2B, whose product is annotated as ADA2 2B. The record is from RefSeq and is a predicted model, not a curated record. Lineage: Eukaryota; Viridiplantae; Streptophyta; Magnoliopsida; Rosales; Rosaceae. Gene Ontology annotation, biological process: chromatin remodeling; regulation of transcription by RNA polymerase II. Gene Ontology annotation, molecular function: protein binding; chromatin binding; transcription coactivator activity. Gene Ontology annotation, cellular component: nucleus.